GGGUCAAAUGUAUUUUUGUGGGAUAUCCCUACCCACAAAAGGGUUGGAAAUUGUACGAUCUCGAAAAACAACGUUAUUUUGUUUCUAGAGAUGUUACAUUUGAUGAAACUCAAUUUCCCUAUGCCGAGCUGGAGUUGACUUCAUCAGCUGGUACCUCCCAGCAUGUUGAGAAUGUACGGCCUUCCCAUGCAGUUGAUGACAUCGACGAUGAAUAUUCAAAGCACACAGGAGCUCAACUGGAGCAUGCCGAACCACCUCACGAAGAACAAUUUGGAACUGAUGUCACAGGUCAGCAAGUAAUUGCGGGUACUGACACUUCUAUCGAGCCAAUUACUAUCCAGGAAAGUGGAAAUUCCCACACGUCACAAUCUGAACAAUCCAAUAUUCAAAACGACAACCAGUAUGGCACCGGGACUACAUAGUGGAAGAAAAUAGAUACUCCACCCGUUGCUAGCUCGUCUCGACCGGUUGACUCAGGUACUCCGUAUCUCUUAUCUUAUUAUUAAAUUAUAAUCGUUUUUCGGUAGAACACCGUGCUUUUCUUGCAUCCAUUUCAACCACCAAGGAAGCGAACACGUUCCGAGAAGCCGUCCUUGACCCAAAUUGGUGUGCUGCCAUGCAAAAGGAGAUUGAUGCGCUGGAGCGCACUCGGACAUGGAAACUACAGUCUCUUCCCCCUGGUAAGAAACCUAUUUACUGUAAAUGGGUGUAUAAAAUCAAGGGAGGAGUACGGAAAAAGUACUUGUGGUUGAGCCCGUUUUCAGAUAGGGUCAUAUGUUUCAUUCUUUAUCAAAGUGGUUCAUGUUUUUGAAUUCCGUUAUCACAAAAGGGUCAUGUCAUUAAAAACGUCUGAAAAGGACCGUUAAAAGUAACUCCGCUUUUCAAAAGUGCCCGAAAAAUUAAAAGAAAAAUACUGGAAGGUGCGCUUCAAUAAGACGACCGCUAGACCAUCUUUCUUUUUUGUUUUCAGCCACCCUUGUCACCGGAAAUUUCAUCGGAAAAGUGAUAUUAGCGAAAUCAUUUUUAAAAAAUAAUUCAAACUCAUCUGGAAAAUCCAAAUGCGAAGGUGGUUUGGAGGUCAUCUUGACGAUGCGCACCUUUCAGUAUUUUUAUUUUAAUUUUUCGGGCACUUUUGAAAAUCAGAGUUACUUUUAACGUUCUUUUUCAGACGUUUUUAACGGCGUGACCCUCUUGUGAUAACGGAAUUCAAACACAUGAACUACUUUGAUAAAGAAUGAAACACAUGACCUUAUCUGAAAACGGGCCCAACCACAAGUACCUUUUCUGUACUUUUCCCUGAAAUCAAAUACUGAAGUGAUGGGAGCAUUGAUCGUUACAAAGCACAAUUAGUACUAUGUGGAAAUCGUCAGGUACAGGGUAUUGACUAUGAUGAAAUGUUCGCUCCGGUGGCCAAAAUGGUAACGGUGUGUACUCUUUUGGCCAUCGCUGCUUCACGUAAUUGGGAGACUCAUCAAAUGGAUGUGGACAAUGCCUUCUUACAUGGUAACCUUCAGGAGGAGGUGUACAUGCAUUUGCCUCCAGGAUAUUCUUCUGCCAAAUCUGGGCAGGUGUGCAAACUGCUCCGGUCUCUUUAUGGGUUGCGUCAAGCUCCCCGGUGUUGGUUCUCAAAAUUGACCACGACCCUUAUUGCUUAUGGAUUCUCCCAAUCCCAUGUUGAUUAUUCAUUAUUUACUCUUCACCGUGGUGAACACAUUUUAUGCAUUCUUGUUUAUGUUGAUGAUUUGCUUAUUACGGGUUCUAGCUCUCAAAUGAUUUGUUCUUUUAAGUCUUAUUUGGCUCACAAGUUUCCUAUCAAAGAUUUGGGUUCUGUGAAGUAUUUUCUUGGCCUAAAAGUUGCACGGGGUCCGCCCUGAAUUUUUUUGUAUCAAACAAAAUAUGUAUUGGAUAUUUUGGCUGAGACAGGUCUCACAAGAGCUAAACCCGCUGAAUUUUCAUAUGUCCCACAUCAUGCAAGCACCUCGGCAAGCCCACUGGGACGCAAUUAUCUGAGUACUCCGCUACCUCAAGGGUCGGCCGGGCCAAGGGCUGCUAUUCCGGCGCGACUCACCAUUUACUCUCCUUGGCUAUUGUGACUCUGAUCGGGCUAGUUGUCCCAAUACACGUCGUUCUGUUACAGGGUAUUUUGUGACACUGGGCGGAUCAUCUAUAUCUUGGCGCACAAAGAAACAAGCUACAGUCUCCAGAUAUUCUGCUGAAGCAAAGUAUCACUCUAUGGCUACUCUUACUUGUGAACUAUUAUGGCUUAAAAGCCUUUUUUCGUCACUUCGUAUUAAGAUCGCAUCAAUCCAGCUCUUCUGUGACAACAAGGCAGCGCUUCAUAUUGCUUUCAAUCCUGUGUUCCAUGAGCGUACUAAGCAUAUUGAGCUCGACUGUCAUUUCAUUCGAGAUCAUGUGAGGUCUGGUGCUAUCAUUCCUUCCUACACUUCAACUUCGGAGCAAUUAACGGAUAUUUUCACCAAAGCUUUGGGCUCGGGACAAUUUCAUUUUCUUCUAGCCAAGAUGGGCAUUCAUGACCCAUGCUCCAUCUUGAGGGGGGUGUUAUAUUUUGUGUACAUAAUAUUUUGUGUAUUAUCCUUAUACACGGCAUGUACCUAGUUGGCUUUAGUUUUUCUAUAGAAAUACGGGUUUAGUUUUUGUAUAGAAAUACACUUCUUAGGCCGGUGUUUAUUGGCACUAGGACUGUAGCUGUAUUGUUGGGCCGGUGUUUUUCCUUGAAAUUUAAUGAUUGGGCCGAAUAUGUUUCCUACGCUUGGGCUGCUUGGUAAUUCACGUAAAGAAGGAUACUAAAGUUCAAAUGAGAUAAAGCUUCAUGGAACAAUUAUUUUGGUUGAGUCAGAAUAAUGGAUAAGGGGAGCCAACUAUACGUGGAGAGAAAAACGGAGUCAGGCGCACAACUUGAUGAAGGGGUUGCGAUCAGUUGAAUAAAUAAUCAUUUGAACAGCUAUGCACAGCACGAUCACUAGAUCACACG
Molecule: messenger RNA, 2992 nt
Organism: Cuscuta europaea
Lineage: Eukaryota; Viridiplantae; Streptophyta; Magnoliopsida; Solanales; Convolvulaceae
Source: the annotation of a GenBank genome assembly